GAAAAGGGGGAAGGUCGGCGGUGGUGGGGUAGAAAGUGGAGGAGGAGGAGGAAACGGCAGUCCUGGGGAGACUUGGCCAUGAACUUGAUGGCAUCCGUAGCGGGUUCGGCAGUCGCUGUCCCCCCUACUGGAGGGGAAGCUAACCGGUGUGACGUUUAAAAGUCGUGAGCAGAACAUCGUCGGGCAGGUGUGGAUGGAUUGGGAUCUGCCUCGUUGGAGGGACCAUCCACAUCGAUGAUACCGCAAGUCCUUUGGAGUGGACAAUCUCACACCCCGGACUAAGUCCCUUCGGGUGACCGGGAGAGUUUGAGGUUAUGGCUGGGAGGAAUCAGACUCGCAAUUUUCAGUUUCCAAUAACUCAGUCUGUGGUGAGCAACCAAAUAUAUUCAUUUGGAAAUAAUACAGAUACUGAUAUCUUUGAAGAGGAUGUAGAAGUGUAUGAACUUCGACCAAGAGGAAGAGAGAAAGUCAGAAGAAGUACAUCAAGAGACAGACUGGAUGAUAUCGUAUUACUAACAAAAGAUAUACAGGAAGGUGAUACUUUAAAUGCAAUAGCCCUUCAAUACUGUUGUUCGGUAGCAGAUAUCAAGAGGGUUAAUAAUCUCAUCAGCGAUCAAGACUUCUUUGCACUUAGGUCUGUUAAAAUUCCAGUAAAAAGAUUUAGUGUAUUGACUGAAACACAUUACUCUCCCAAAGGACGACAGGCUUCACGUCCUUCAGCCGCACAGUGCACUCCAGAACUUCAAGAGAUAAUCCCUAACUCUGAUCUUCUGGUUUCGAAUGAGACUGCUGGGAAUUUCUUAAAAGAAGUGGACAAAGACAUAGAACAAAUAGUAAAAUGUACAGACACAAAGAGAGAGAACCUCAAUGAAGUGGUUUCUGCCUUAGCAAAACAAGAGCUGUGUUUUGAACCUGACAAUAAAAGCAUUAGACGUAAGGAUCCCUAUUACGGAGCAGACUGGGGAAUAGGCUGGUGGACAGCUGUGGUGAUAAUGUUGAUAGUAGGCAUAAUAACACCGGUAUUUUACUUACUAUAUUAUGAAGUUUUAGUUAAAGUAGAUGUUAGUCAUCAUUCCACAGUGGACUCCUCACAUCCACAUUCAGGAGUCACAGUUUCAUCACAUCAGAGACCAAUAGAAAAUGGAAUGAUUCCAACAAAAGGAACAAAUGUGGGACAAGAUCAUUAUAAACUUCAUAAACAGAACUCUCAGUCACCUUCUACAACACGGCAUAUAACAUAAUAUUCAGUUCUAGAUUAUAAUAUUUAUAACUAUAAAUGUAUCUGGAAUGCAGAGAAAUCAGUUAUAUUCUUUAUUUACCACUCAUGGGCAGUAUUUUGGUUUGUUGAAAAUGCUUUUAUUUCUUCAGGAGACUUUUUUGUUUUGAGCCAUUUGCAAGUCAAUUCUGUAUGAACAUUGGGCAUACUACCUGUUCUGUGUUUUGAAUGGUUGAAGUCAAAGUUUCUUAUUUUGCCCUGCAGAAGUGAAUAUAAGUACAGAGAGAAAGAGAAAUUUCUCUUUCAGAAAUUUUGCACCCACUUAUUUAAACAUAGCCUUGAAGUUUAUUUUUUGUUUAAAGUAUUGAUGUUGAAGUUAUUAAGCAAUAUGAAUGGUAGCACUAAAUGUGUGCAACUGAAGAAAAUCCAUUUCUUACUAUGAGAUAUGCAUAUUAUCUCAGCUCAAGAUGUUUGGUUGAGAAACUGUUGUUUGAUUCUACAAGCAUAUGUGAUAGCACAUUGUGAAUAUGAGGCUUCCCAUUUGAAUCUAUUGAUUGACUUUUAUGUCACUUACAAUAUGACAAAAACAAAAAUCAAAAGUAACAAAAUCAAAGUAUAAAUCAGAAAGGAAGGUAAAAUUUCAAAAGGAGCUAAGACUCAAAUUGAUCUUAAAACUUCUGGGAAUUAUAUAAAGAAGCAGCAUCAUUGAAUAAUUUGAAUAUUAGAGUGAAUCAGGAUAUGAGAUGUUUAAUAAGUUUCUCACUUUUUGGGGCAUGUCUUUUAACAUACCUAUGUUUUGUUUGUUUUCAGUAAAAUAUAUUUGGACUUCUGUACUUUUGUAGUUCUUUGAAGAAAAGUGCUACACAUGGACACAUGCAUUAUUUGGGGAAAAAUUCUUAAUACCAUGAUGAACUGUUGCAGUUCCAUAUGUGCAACAAUAAGCCUUAAUUAAAUUGAACGCCUUAAUUAAAUGUUAAUGUUACUAUGAGAGUUAAUAUACUUUUUAGAAUCAAACUUAUCCUUCAGUAUCCUAGACUUCCCUUUCAAUAGAAUUAAUGCCUGUGAUGUAUGUGUAGUAUAAACUGAUCUUAGCUUUCAGUUAAUCAAGCACAAUCUGAUGGGCAACACAGAUAUGUCUGUUGUCUUUUGUCUAAUGUGAAUUGCCAAAAAAUGGUUCACUAAGAAAUAAUUGUAAACAGGGUCAUUUGCAUUGGUAGGCAAAAUAGGUACAGUUCUUAUUUCUUGAUCCCUUACCCUCUCUGUCUUCCAUGGGGAUGAUUAUCUAAAGUAGAGGGUACAUGACAAAGUUGUUGUAUAUUAUGAACAUAAAGGAGAGGAAUUGGCAAGGGAUCUUGGAGAUCAGAUCAGGGUAUCUGUCAUGCCUUAACUUCAUAGUAAUUUGGCUAAACAAGCAUUUGCCUACUGAUUCAUAAUAUUUAUAAACACAAAAAUGGUGCUGUGUAGAAGAUAAUGGAGUCUGACUUGUCUUUCUUAAAUGUGUAAUUAAACUUUUUUGUGUGUUUUAGGUAUAUGAUACUGCCUCAUUUUCUGGGCAUUAUUUCCUAGUGUCUGAUGUUUGAACUUGAGGAAUAGUCAUUUUGUAUCUAAGCCCAAUCCAGUAAAUAGUGUGGCAGAUGAGUAACCUAGACCCACAAUAAGAGUAUGAUGCGAUAAAGAUAGACGGAAAACAACACUGAACCCUUUCAUCUAUAAGACAUUUACCAGAAAGUGUUUAUUAGGAACUACAUCUAUCUACUAAUUCAUAUUAAACCAGCCUGAAAAGUGAGCAACAUUCGUGAAGACACCUAAAUUAUAUGUGAAUGUCCUUCCAAAAAAAAUCCAACUUAAUUGUCCUAUAUUGCAGAGAAGAAUACAAUCUUUUUAAUCCUUAGACAGUGUUAACUUUAGCUUACGUGUACAAUGGUUUUUAGCAAGCCUACUGAGAAAUUGUAAAUUUUGAGGGGAAUAAAAAUUACAAAUUAUAAAACUCAAUUAUGUGAAGAAUUUACAGUGUAAUUCAGAUUGAUAAGCUAAAGAAUAUCAAUGAUUGCUUUCUACUGGUGCUACUUUGAAAUUAUAAUCGUGGUCUAAUAAGUAAAUAGGUAAAUAAAAGUACAUUGCUUUUAUUUUAAACAUGAAACCUGCCUAGAUAUAGGAACCACUUCUGCCCUAUAGGAUGUCAUUUUUGGUGAUAAAUAUGAACAUAAAAUAUAUCCUCUUAAUUGCUAAGCAGUUCCCCUCAUUUACCUGUUAUAUGGUUCUAGGAUUACAGAUCUUUAAAUGCAACAUCCAAGAGAGAAUAUGGUUAAAAUUAGCAAAGAAGUACAAUUUUAGUAGUUAAUAAUUAUUAUAAAAAUAAGUUUUCAUUUGUUAAUGUGCUGAUGGGCACCAUGACAAUGGUAUGUGAAAGUUGCUUUAUAUAAUUUUCUCAAUGAGGACAUUUUUGUUUUCUAGUUGUAGGCUUUGGAAAUGGGCUUUAAGGUUAAAUGUAUAUUGGACUCAUCCUGAUAAGUAUUCAGAUUUAACUGGCAUACUUUAUAUUAGCAUGUGUCAAACUGACAAAGAUAUAAUUGGAAAAAUAUACUUGGUUCCCUUGGUUAUAAAUAAAUAUUUGGUUAUAAAUAAAAAUAUUUUGUGUGUGUUCAAAGAUGUAAUUGUAAUUUUAUGGGCCUCAUUCUUUUUAAGACAUGUAUUAUCACAGAUAAUGUACUAGUAAAAUUAUAUAGUCUCUGCCUUCCAUAUGAAUAAGAUAAAUUUUAGUUUUUGAGUAUUAAACUAAUUUCUCUAGGAAACUUGUUUUUAGAAUCUGUUUGAGAAGGCAGAUUGUGGAGUUAUUUAAAUGACUCACUAAAUGAAUGAUUUAGGCCUUUUACUGAAAUUUAUUUCUGAAAAUUAUUUAAUUGGAAAAUAAGAUGAAGCAAAUAUAGUGAGAAUUUUGCAAAUAUAAUGAUAAACGGAUACAGUGCAAAUAAAUGUUAAAAGGUGAAGCCAGAGUUAAAGAAAAAUGUAUUUAAAUGAUGCACUAUGCUGAGAAUCAUGCUUUAUGUUUUGACUUGGAACACUUGCUCAGGAAAUCAGUAUUUUUCUUCCAAGUAUGUGCAUAUUGCACUAUUAAAUCAUCGAUAGAAAUACCUGAAUGCUUUAUUUAAGUAUUUUUAUGCACACUAAUGCUGUAAAUAUCUUAUAAAAAUAUUUUAUACAAAUGCAAAAUGUAAUAAUUGUAGAACCAUGUGUUAGCAUGUAAGUCUCUAAAAUUGUGGCUUUAAAAUUUUUGCCACUUAAACUUUUCAUGUCUUG
Molecule: messenger RNA, 4513 nt
Organism: Dromiciops gliroides (monito del monte)
Lineage: Eukaryota; Metazoa; Chordata; Mammalia; Microbiotheria; Microbiotheriidae
Gene: LYSMD3
Product: LysM domain containing 3
Exons: 4
Coding region: 315-1241 (308 amino acids)
Biological process (GO): Golgi organization
Cellular component (GO): Golgi apparatus
Source: RefSeq, a predicted model, not a curated record